This is a messenger RNA of Ahaetulla prasina, 4199 nucleotides long. It is a transcript of the gene CASD1, whose product is annotated as CAS1 domain containing 1. The record is from RefSeq and is a predicted model, not a curated record. Gene Ontology annotation, cellular component: Golgi membrane. The coding region runs from base 622 to 3009 and encodes 795 amino acids. The transcript is spliced from 18 exons. Lineage: Eukaryota; Metazoa; Chordata; Lepidosauria; Squamata; Colubridae. Gene Ontology annotation, molecular function: N-acetylneuraminate 9-O-acetyltransferase activity.
GGGGAGAAGAGAAAGGUUUUAUUCUUCCAAUCUCUCUCUGCCCUCGCAGCCGUCCCGCGGAGCCCCUCAUUGGAUCACCCGGGAACAGCAGCGGCGGAUGCUCCUCCGUAGCAGCAGAGGAGCGCAGAGGAUCAAAGGCGGAGUGGCAACUCAGCGUUUCUCAACUUCUACAACUUGGAAGUGUGUGGACUUCAACUCCCAAGAUUCCCGAGCAAGCGUGGCUGGGGAAUUCUGGGAAUUGAAGUCCGCCUAUCUUCAAAUCGUUAAGCUUUGAGGAACGAUGCCGGAGGCUGUCGCUCCGCAGGAGUCGGCAGACCCGGUGCACGUGCUCCCCUGGCUGCAGAGUUGAAAAGGAGACGAGUAGGAGGAGAAAGCAGGGGAGGGGGUUUCUGCGCCGCCGAGAGAGGCGGUGAGACGCGGAGCAGGAGCGACCCAAACGGGCGGUAGUGACGCCCUCUCAGCUGCGGCAGGGGCGUUCAUCUCGCCUUUCCGCCGACCGUGGUGGCUGCAGCAGCAGCAGCAGCAACUGCUUUCUCCUUCCCUCCUGGGAGCCCAGCGCUGCCCUUGUGCGCCCUCCCGCCUGCCCGCUUCUUCGCGCACUGUUGUCAUGGAGGAGCCAAGAUGGCGGCCCUGGCCUACAGCUUGGGCAAGCGGGAAAUCAACCACUACUUCAGCGUGAGGAGCGCCAAAGCCCUGGCGCUGGCCGCUGUUCUCCUGCUCACCGCCUGCUACGCCGUCUCCCGUCGGUAUCAAGGUAAUGAUACAUGUGAAUAUCUUCUCUCUACUGGAAGAUUCCUUGGGGACAAGACAUGGCAACCUUAUAGCUGUAUGAUGCAUAGAUAUAAACAGAGUGAAGCAAAAUCAUGCCUCAAAAACAAAUAUAUUGCAUUUAUAGGCGAUUCUAGGAUUCGUCAGCUAUUCUACUCAUUUGUAAAACUCAUAAACCCUCAAAUUAAGGAGGAAGGAAACAAGCAUGAAAACAUUCCUUUUGAAGACAAAUUAUCUUCACUUAAAGUGGAUUUCCUGUGGUAUCCAGAAGUCAAUGGUUCUAUGAAGCAAUGUAUCAAGGCUUGGAUUGAAGGUUCUUCAUCCAAACCUAAUAUUCUUGUAGUAGGAGCUGCUACGUGGUCUAUAAAAAUUCAUAAUGGCAGCAAUGAAGCACUCACACAAUACAGGAUCAACAUCACUUCAAUUGCACCCCUUCUGGAAAAGUUGGCAAGGAGUAGUGAUGUCUAUUGGGUCUUGCAAGAUCCAGUUUAUGAAGAUAUGUUGAGUGAAAGCAGGAAAAUGAUCACUAAUGAGAAAAUAGAUACUUACAAUGAAGCAGUGGUCAGUAUUCUGAACAGCAGCUCAAAAAAUUCAAAAGCUAAAGUAAAAGUUUUUAGUGCAUCUAGAUUAAUAGCAGAAGAAACUAUAAUUCAGUCAUCAGACGGCUUACAUCUUCCUGAAUCAAGCAGAGAAAUAAGUGCAAUGAUUCUAAUGAACAACCACUGCAACAAGAUUGUGAAACCUAUUGAUGGCUCAUGCUGCCAACCUCAGCCUCCUGUGACUUUGAUACAAAAGCUAGCUUUUUGCUUUUUGGCUUCAUCUGUAAUUGGAUAUUUGAUUCUUAUUCUUAUUCGUCGUAACAAUAACCAGAAGAACAAACUGUGCACUGAUAUGGAGAGUGGAGAAGAGAAAAAACCUGCCACUAAUUCUCCAACAGUUUCUACUCUAGAGACACUUUUCCAGUCCUUGUGCAAACUUGGCUUAAUUAUGGGCUACUUCUACCUGUGUGAUAGAGCAAACCUGUUUAUGAAAGAAAACAAGUUUUAUACUCAUUCAUCUUUUUUUAUACCAAUAAUUUAUAUCUUGGUGUUAGGAAUAUUUUACACGGAAAAUACUAAAGAGACUAAAGUGUUAAAUAGGGAGCAGACUGAUGAAUGGAAAGGAUGGAUGCAGCUUGUCAUUUUGAUCUACCAUAUUUCUGGAGCAAGCACAUUCUUGCCAGUGUACAUGCACAUCCGUGUUUUGGUUGCUGCAUAUCUAUUCCAAACAGGCUAUGGACAUUUCUCAUACUUUUGGAUUAAAGGAGAUUUUGGCAUUUAUAGAGUGUGUCAGGUUUUGUUUCGACUGAACUUCCUGGUUGUGGUGCUAUGCAUUGUAAUGGAUCGAUCUUACCAAUUCUAUUACUUCGUUCCUCUAGUCACUUUCUGGUUUUUAAUCAUAUAUAUUACAUUAGCUCUAUGGCCUCAAAUUAUCCUGAAAAAAGCCAAUGGUAGUUUCUUCUGGCAUUCUGGCUUGCUGUUAAAAUUAGGAUUCCUGUUUGUCUGCAUUUAUUUUUUAGCAUACUCUGAGGAUCUGUUUGAAAAGGUUUUUUCUAUAUGGCCAUUGUCCAUGUUUUUUGAACUAAAUGGGAGCGUCUAUGAAUGGUGGUUUAGAUGGAAAUUAGAUCGAUAUGUUGUUUUCCACGGAAUGUUGUUUGCUUUCAUUUAUCUAACUUUUCAGAAACGACAGGUCCUCUCAGAAGGAAAGGGAGAGCCACUCUUUCCUACCAAAGUUUCAAAUAUUUUCUUAUUUAUUUCAGUAGUGUGUUUUUUGACAUAUUCCAUCUGGGCAAGCAGUUGUAAGAAUAAAACUGAAUGUAAUGAAAUGCAUCCUUCUGUUUCAGUUGUGCAGAUUUUAGCUUUCAUCCUAAUUAGGAAUAUACCUGGCUAUGUUCGUUCAGUAUACAGUUCAUUUUUUGCAUGGUUUGGCAGAAUUUCUCUUGAGCUCUUCAUCUGUCAGUAUCACAUCUGGCUGGCAGCAGAUACAAAAGGAAUCUUGGUCCUUAUUCCAGGAACCCCCAUGCUCAAUAUUAUUGUCAGCACUUUUAUAUUUGUCUGUGUGGCUCAUGAAAUUUCCCAGAUCACAAACGAUCUUGCACAGAUUGUUGUUCCAAAAGAUAAUGUAAUGCUGUUGAAGAGAUUAAUAUGGGCAUGUGUGUUUUUCUCCGGAUUUCUCUUUUUAUCAUCUUUUCAAAAACAGUAAAGGUGGUAACUUCCACAAAAUCCUUCAUUCAUUGCUUCCGCUUCAUUUUAUAUCUCCUGAAUCAAAUUAAAAUCAGCUGGAAUUACAUCCUCUCUCAAUUUUGCUUCUGUUCCUGGGGAGCAGAAGAAAAAGAAACAUAGGAAGUACACUAAACAUGUAUAUGUUGCCUAAGGAUAACAUCUGUUCAGGAAAAUAGGAAUGCAUUAUAUACAACUGUAUGGAGAGAGAAAAAUUGAUUUUUCUGGAGAAUUAUUCUGUUUACAAACCUUUCUAAAAUUAAUGUAACAAUCAAGCAAAAUGAGUUCAGCUAAAGGCAUUUAAGACUUUUUCUGGAAGCAUUUCUUAAAAUGAUUAAUAAUUAUUUACAUCCACUGUAUGGAAAAACAAAACUGCUUAUGCUGCAACAAAUUACAUAACCCACCUCUUGAUGGCAUUUUGAAUUCUUGGAAUCAGAUAGAGAAAUAAUUGAAGACCAGAAGGCUUCAACAGAGUACUGCAUAGAAUCUGGGAACAAAAUGUCUGUAGUGAUUUAUUUAAAUUUCUGGGUAUAUCUAUUAUUUCUGGGGAACUUCUCAAGAACUGAGGAAUAAAAAGACACUGAAAUAUAAUCUUAAUGUUUACAAACUGAAUUUCAGUUCAGUAGAUCUUCAGCCAAUUUCUCUGCAUUUAAUGAUUGACAUUCACUUUGAAUAUUUUGAGCAGUCUUAUUUUUCUUCCACUAUUUAUUUUUAAAUCAGUAUUUUCAAGUCUCUUUAGUUUCAAAUGUUAAUUGGAAAUUUAAUAUUUCCUGUGAUUUUCCUUUGAAUUCCCCUUUCCAUAUGCUGCUGAGUUACAUUUCACUUCAGUUUUUCUUUUUCUUUUCAUGAAAAUAAUUUCAUUGGAACCAGAUAACUUUAUCUGACACACUUCUUCAAACAAGUUGGGCAUUUAGCUGUGAUUGUUCUGUGAUUUCUGUAAUAAUUACUUUUUGGCUUGGGAGAAAGUUUUUUUAUUCAGAAUUUGCAUGGACUGCAUGAGAAGGACAAAAAAAUUACCUCCUCAAAUAUAGGAAUUUCAAAGCUAUUUUACCAAUCACUGUUUUAAAAGGGCUAUGAAGCUGUUGUCAUUUCUUUUUGAAAUUAAUCAUGCACAACCCCAUACAAAAUAGGUAGUUCAGGAAUAGUAUUAUAAGGUUAUGAAACACAAAAUGC